Molecule: messenger RNA, 1398 nt
Organism: Solanum stenotomum
Lineage: Eukaryota; Viridiplantae; Streptophyta; Magnoliopsida; Solanales; Solanaceae
Product: BTB/POZ domain-containing protein At4g30940-like
Exons: 1
Coding region: 5-1285 (426 amino acids)
Biological process (GO): protein homooligomerization
Molecular function (GO): protein binding
Source: RefSeq, a predicted model, not a curated record
AAGAAUGGAAAGCCAGAAAGACAGAGUGAAACUCAAUGUUGGUGGAAAGAAGUUUGAAACUACGGCCACAACCUUAGCGGGUGCUGGAAGGAAUUCAUUCUUUGGAGCAAUGUGUGAUGAGAAUUGGAACCUGCAUUCUGAUGGGUCGAUCACUGAACUUUUCAUCGAUAGAAAUCCCAAUUACUUUGGUGUCCUUUUGGACUUACUCAGAACAGGGGAGCUUUAUAUUCCUCCAAAGAUCGAUAAAAAGCAUCUAUACAGAGAGGCUCUGUAUUAUGGCAUUGAAGAUCAUUUAAGGUUAGCUAAAUGGGGUCCGUUUGAUGGCAAUAGGCUCCGGUUGGCCGAGUCUAUAACGGGUCCAACAGUAGGGAAGGCUGAUAAAAUUCGGGCUAGUCCGAAUAGCUGGUGCUGUGUGGUACGUGAUAAUAUGGUCAACGUGUACAAUUGGAUACUAGAAGAGCAACCUACAAUAACCACUCGUGAUUAUCGUAGGGUCAACGAUGUUUGUUGGGUUGAUUCUGAUAACAUUGCGGUUAGUAGUUCUGACAAGUACCUAGCUAGUGGAGGCAUUGGGUUGUUCAGUGCAUCUACAGGGGAAUUGAAGUAUAAUUUUCAAGUUAAAGAUGAAGAUCAAUUGAAGGAUUACACAGCAGAUGCACUCGGUGUUAGCUCGGAUUACAAGUUGUUUUCCAGUUGUACUGAGUGCACCAACAAAAAGAACGGGAUCGGUGUUUGGGACCAAGUCACAGGUAAGCAGACAGAUUUCUUGCCAUACUGGCCAGAUAGUAAGGCUACCAAGUUUCAGUGGUUACAUGGUACCAAUUGUUUGAUGGUUGCUUCUUGUCAUUUGAGGUCAAAAUGUUCCAUCAACUUGUUUGAUUUUAGGGAAAACACGGUGGCUUUGUCGUGGUCUGAUGCUACGUAUCAAAGAAUGUAUAGAGACGCGAUAGCGAUAGAGGAGAGAAAUUCCAUUUGUAUAGUAGAUUCAAAUGAGAAUUUGGGUUUCAUGGAUUUGAGGAGUACUACAAGUAGUAUAGAAUGGAGAAGUUCUACGAGGGACAACACAUUUAAUCGUUAUCCGAAACUGGCAUUUCAAGAGGGACAGUUGUUCUCAUUAUUUUGCGAUACAAUUUCAGUUUAUUGUGGUUCUGAUUGGGUUCCAACAUCACAGCUUCAACAGAGUCGUGGUGGUUGGAUUAGGGAUUUUUCAAUUGGUGGUGAUCGUCUUCUUUCUCUUCAUUGGAACAAUGAUAUUUUUGAUGUAUGGGAGACCCCUCGUCCAUAAUAUAUGCAUAUGCAUUUGGGUGAACGACUAUUUAAGUUAUCUCUUCUUCAUUAGUACUUUGAUUUUCUAUGUAACUUGAUUUGAUUAUGCAACAAAACUAUGACUGAUUGUGA